AUGUUUGGAAUUGGGCCCAUGCUGCCGGUCAUACCAGCCGUAGAGAACGUGGAGCGCUCUUCAAAGAAAGUGUGGAAGCGCAAGAACAGACACGAUCAAGGUACCGAUAGCCACGAGCUGGCAGUGAUCAGGUUACCUUCGACAAUUAAGACGGAGACUACUCUCAUUGAGUUUGAUGAAGAGUUUGCGGUCAAGCAGCCUGAACGGGUGCCGCAUCACCAACGUGAUCUAUCGCUUACUGUGCAUUGGAGACAGGAGGACCUCGAGCGCAUGGCAAGAGAGCUUAACGAUGGAGUGAUCUCAGAUCUUGAUCUUUCUCUUUUCGUAUUCUGGGUCAAGGCAAAGCAUGGAAAUUAUCUCUAUGCAAAGGAGCUCAUCCGUGAGUUGGCAUUGGAUCAGGGCUACAACAUCGACAGAAUCUCGAAUGUUCGUGUGCGCAAGUUGCUGCAAGAAGUACACGAUGCUCGCCCAAGGUCUGUACCCGGCAAAGGCCCUUCGCUCCAAUUAUCUGCAACAGAUGGCUCACGUCAAGACUGGCGAAGGAGCCUUGCUACCGUUCUAACGCCGGUCACAGCGCGUGGCAAAGUCUGGUUUGCAGCAGUUGGCGAAUCUGCAAAGACAAGGUCUAACAAGUUGAACACCAGGGAUCCACAACACACCUCAACAUGGGAUAGUUCAUUCCAGAACCAGACAUGGCCUCCAGAUAUGCGAACGAUCGACAACAUCCGAGCAGUCACUUCACCGCUAACUGCUAGGAUGGACAGUCUGCCUCCUUCACUGCGGCUUGAGCGAGAACGCGUUGUACAAGAGGCUGCUAGGGUCUCCAUAAUCUCCAAUGACACAGUAGACUAUCCACCAAACACGCCGGACCGACCAGCACCGCUCAGCGUAAAGUCGCGAGGCUCUCGGGCGAGCAGCGCCACACCCCUACCAAACGCAAUCCUGCGCUCGGUCUCUACACCUGUCCGUACUCAACCUCGAGGGGAGCUGGUACCGCUUUCCCCGGUCAGGGCUGACGUCAUGAUGGGAGACACCGAAACGUUAUCUUUUGUCUCGUCGUUCUCAACCACUCACAGUACUCUCUUCACUGACAAGCUGAAUAGCAGCAAAGCCAAACAUCACGGUACGAACAAAAGAUACAUGUACAAAAAUGCCGAUGAUCAUCACCAUCGGGGCCCCUUCCAACUCGAUGCUUCGGACGCUGCAUCUGAGUCUGGUUACGGGACUUUCAGUAGCCUUAUGCGGAAGGACAAAGAUCGUGCGAGUGGUGGUCUGAGUUACGACGGUGUUAUCAUCGGAGAUGGUUCAUUCGACGCCCUUGAAUCUUACAUCGGAACAGAAGAUGAAGAGGAUGAUGACUGUUCAAUCCUCGAGUCAACCUCGACAUUGAGUGAGCUCCAAGCUCAGACGCAGUACAGAUACGCAGUGGAGAGGCCUAUCGUCGAGUCAGUGAUCGCAGAAUCAGUACCUACACCGUCGCAACGCCAUGUUACUGCAGAAGCGCGUCAUAAGUCUCGGGUGUCAAACGUUCUUUCACCCGGAAUCAACUUCCAUCGUCCUCUACCUCUAAGAAGCUACGAAAGCGAGGCGACUAUGUUCCCUACCGCCAACGCCCGCGCAAACUCAGGUCAUAACCGAGCCACGUCGGUGACCAGUAUUAUUGCCAGCAGACGAGCCACGACGGAGACCAUGCCUCUUCCACCUCUACACAGCUCAGUUCAACCGCAUGACAACGCCAAUCUUGAUGAGCAACAGGGUUGUGAAAGGGGCAACUCCCACACCAAGAUUUCUGAUCAAGUGGGCGAGGAAAGAGUGUCAGUCUCGCAAUGCUCAUCUAAUGCAUCAACACUCGCUGCUUUCCCUAUCCCGCCGAUGGAAAACCCUGUCGGAGAGCUUCCCAUGCUCGUUUCUCGAGCUAUGUCACAACUUCAUACGACAGCAUCACAACUCUCUGUAGCUCCAGCUCUACUCGACGACACCUACCGUGCUAUCAUCAAAGUUAACAUGGACGCUCUUCUCCAACGCACUCGAGCUCGAGGAGAACAGCUUCAAGUCGUCGAAUGGGACAAAUUGUCUAGCUUUGAGCGAGCCUGGCGCGAGAUGAACAACCUUGUGCUCGUUACAGUCUACGGAAGAAACGACAUCGUUCUGUCAAACAGAGACGUGAAGUAUAUUGAUUGUGUUUCAAGAGAGCUUCGCGGCGGUGCGAACAACGACGUGCCCUUCGACUGGGUCCGUCGCAUGUUCGAAGGUGACAUCCAAUAA
This is a messenger RNA of Ascochyta rabiei, 2265 nucleotides long. RefSeq lists its product as uncharacterized. The record is from RefSeq and is a predicted model, not a curated record. The coding region runs from base 1 to 2265 and encodes 754 amino acids. The transcript has 3 exons. NCBI's taxonomy places the organism in Eukaryota, Fungi, Ascomycota, Dothideomycetes, Pleosporales, Didymellaceae.